Molecule: messenger RNA, 1493 nt
Organism: Hordeum vulgare subsp. vulgare (domesticated barley)
Lineage: Eukaryota; Viridiplantae; Streptophyta; Magnoliopsida; Poales; Poaceae
Product: retinol dehydrogenase 13-like
Exons: 9
Coding region: 102-1190 (362 amino acids)
Source: RefSeq, a predicted model, not a curated record
GGAAUGCUUCUGGCCAGGACGCCAAAAUCCAGCCGUUCGUUUGAGUUGACGCAGUGUCCACGGGUCCACGACGCCGCCAUCGCCAGACCCGCCGCUCCGCCAUGGACCGCGACGCGCUCCGCAUGGUGUGCUCGCCCGAGUUCUGGCGCAUGGGCGUCCUGUGGACCCUCUCCCUCCUCUACUCCUACCUCCUCCUCCUACUACGUGGCCGUACCGCCGCCCCUCGCCGCCGGACGGACGUAGGUCUCGGCGGCGGCGGCCGCCCCAUAUGCGUGGUCACCGGGGCGACGUCGGGGCUGGGCCGGGCGGCUGCGGCGGCGCUGGCGCGGGAGGGAUACCAUGUCGUGCUCGCUGGACGCUCUGCACAAUUGCUGAGUGAGACCGCUAAAGAAAUUCGUAGGCAACAGCCGGAUGCCUGUCUUGAAGCCUUUCAAGUGGACAUGUCAUCCUACAGGUCAAUUAAGAAGUUUGAAGCUUCCCUCAAUCAGUGGAUUCGGGAUUCGAAACUGGAGCCUUCCAUUCAGCUUUUGAUCAAUAAUGCCGGGAUGCUUGCAAAAUCACACAGAGUUACCGAGGAUGGGAUUGAUGAAGUGAUGCAGACAAACUACAUUGGUCCAUUUAUCCUGACCAGCAUUCUUUUACCACUGCUGAAGAACAGCCCGGUACCUUCCCGGGUGGUUAAUCUAACAUCUUUCACACACAGAUGUGUGUCAGAAAUUGACGUGUCCAAGGAGGCACUGCGAGGAGUGAAGUUUGGUCAGCCUUCAGUUAGGGGAAGUUACCCCUUAGCUAGUACGUACGAGUAUACCAAAUUUUGUUUACUUGUCUUCUCAUAUGAACUUCAUCGACAACUUCACAUCUCUUCUGGUAUCUCUGUCAUGGCUGCGGAUCCAGGUGUGGUAGAAACACGCAUCAUGCGGGAGCUCCCUCCAUGCCUUUCUCGGUUCGCGUUCUUUAUUCUGCGCACCCUGAAUCUCCUACAGCAGACAAAUACGGGGAUUGGUGCUAUCCUUGACGCAGCCUUGGCACCGCCUGAAGCAUCCGGGAAGUAUUUCUUUGGAGGGAAGGGAAGAACCAUCAGGUCUUCUGUGCUGUCCUAUGAUAUAGAGGUGGCCAAGAAGCUGUGGGCGGCAUCUUCAGCGCUGCUCCGGGAACUGCGGCUUAGAGAGUCUGAAUUAAGGACUGGUUGAGCUAGCUUGUAAAUUCGACAUUGUUAGAGCAUCUCUAGCAGUCCCUUCGGGGACAUCUGAUAAAAUUGGAACGAUACAGAGAGCAUCUCUAGUAGAUCCCCUAAAAGUCAUAUUUGAGGGAAAUUUUCGGGUUUCGGGGAAUUAAGCCCUAGCGAUCUGAUUCAGAGGUACUCCCUCCGUCCGGGUUUAAAAGGCCCUUAGGCAAGGGCUGCACGUCCGUCAUUUUUAGGCCGCUCUCGAAAAACAUUCACUUGUCUCUCCUAUUUAAUAUCAACACUGAAGGAGAUCAGCUGUGCAUGUGUA